This is a messenger RNA of Diabrotica balteata, 990 nucleotides long. Lineage: Eukaryota; Metazoa; Arthropoda; Insecta; Coleoptera; Chrysomelidae. The record is from the annotation of a GenBank genome assembly.
AUGACACCCAAUCCACACGUUAACCCGAAAACCUUAACUGAGAACAAUCAGGUUCUUGACGAAAUGAAAAAUGUCUUAGAUUUAGUCGAAAGUGACCAAACGCCGCCCAGAACACACCAAUUAUUACAAGAGUUGCGAGAUCUUAGUAGUAUGGCAAUGGAACAUUUCGAUGAACAUAUACUACCUAGAGUUAAAGAACAAGUUGAUCGAAAAACAGCGUUAUCUUAUGGUUGCCCAGCUUCAAGUUCGAAAACGCCAAGACUUAUAUAUGCGCACAAUUCACUGUCCAAUGAAAUACACAAAGUUAAAAAACAAAGUAAAACCCAUAAGUAUCAUAUUUCAUUUUUAACACUGAGUACUCAAAAAUUAUUCCAAAAGCUGAGAAAACAAAACAUACGCAUAAAGGCUCAAUCACUGAAAAUAAGAGAGCAAGAAAAGAAAAUCCAGGAGCAACAAACGAAGAUUCAAGAACAAGAAGCUACUUUGGCUGACUUUAAAAAGCACAUCGACGAGUGGAAUCAAAAAUAUAAAGAUCUAACUACGGAAUUCGUACGCGCAAUAGAAACUUUCGUGCCUGCCACGUCUCCGAGAUCUUCACCGGUUUCAUCUCCGACUCCAGCAACACCUCGUUUGUAUAAGACGAAAUAUCAAACCGCGCAAGACCCAUAUUUUACCCAAGAGCUACUCGGGAUUAAAUUUUGAUCUAGAAAGAAAAAGAAAGUCUAAUUUGUUGCCACGAUCUUCCCUUGAAGCGUAAUAAAGCUGGGGAAGAAGGUAGUGAGAGUGGUAACUUGAGAAUUGUAGAGCUUCCUAGUUUUAGCGGCGAUAAUGAAAAGGGUGAUAGGGCCACUUCUGAGAAGGCACCUUCUAAAGUAGUUUAUGGUUCAAAGUCAGUAUUUAGUAAUACGGAUUUUGGACAAAUGAUAGAAAAUUGGUUAUUAAAUCCGUUAAAUAAUAUAAAAAGUAGGAAGCGAAAGAUGCACGAAGAUA